This is a messenger RNA of Xylona heveae TC161, 417 nucleotides long. RefSeq names its product UPF0041-domain-containing protein. Gene Ontology annotation, cellular component: mitochondrial inner membrane. Bases 1 to 417 code for a protein of 138 amino acids. The record is from RefSeq and is a predicted model, not a curated record. The transcript is spliced from 4 exons. NCBI's taxonomy places the organism in Eukaryota, Fungi, Ascomycota, Xylonomycetes, Xylonales, Xylonaceae. Gene Ontology annotation, biological process: pyruvate import into mitochondria.
AUGGCCGCCGCAAUUAAAGCCAUCAACGCCAAGAUACGGGCAAACCCGUUUACCAAUUAUGUCUGCUCAACUCAUUUUUGGGGCCCUGUCUCCAAUUUUGGAAUUCCAGUUGCGGCCAUCAUGGACACCCAGAAGGACCCCGAAAUUAUCUCUGGCCGAAUGACGACUGCCCUCGCAAUCUAUUCUGGCGUUUUUAUGCGCUAUGCGCUCGCUGUUACGCCCAAGAACUAUCUCCUUUUUGGCUGCCACUUCAUCAACUGUGCGGCGCAGUGUACUCAGGGCUACCGCUUCAUGGAAUACUGGAACUGGGGUGGCAAAGAGCGACAGCUUCAAUCUCAGGCGCAGAGCGGCCUUGAGACUGCCAAGGAGAAGACCCUCGAUGUAGCAGAGAAGGCUAAAGCAGCCGUGUCGAAGUAG